Symbiodinium sp. CCMP2456 is the source of this 2208-nucleotide messenger RNA. NCBI's taxonomy places the organism in Eukaryota, Dinophyceae, Suessiales, Symbiodiniaceae. The record is from the annotation of a GenBank genome assembly.
AUGAAUGCAUCGCGUCUCCUGUUCACUCUGCUGCUCAUCGGCACGGCUUCUGCUCGAGGAAGUUCUCUGCUUCCUGUGAGCGUCAUCUCUUUGGAGAUUGUUGGCGUGUCUGCUGGAUGGUUCAGCGGGAGGCGGAGGAGGAGGAGGACUCAGACGGUAUGCGAUGAAGUUCCAAUUGAAGUGGAGGAUGGUCCCGCACAAAAGCAAUGCAAGCCCGUGACGAGGACACGGACGACCCUGAGGAAUGUGACCAAGUUCAAGAAGGGGAUGAAGAACGUUACCAACUUUGAGAAGGCCAUCAGAUACGUCAACCGCACGGAAUGGAUCGAAUAUCGGCUUUCCCUUGAAGACUUCCUCCCCGAGGCAAGGCAGCAGAUCAUCAAGGAGAUGCGGGAGUCGCUACGAGACCGUAGUUCCGCAAGCCAGAGCACGAAGGUGGAGGUUCCUUUCAACUCUUCCGAAGACGGUGCUGAGGCGAUCGUCACUUGGGGACCCAGUCAGGCGGGGAAAUCCACCAUGGUGUGCCAACUCAUGAAAUCAACUACUGUUGAAUGCCCGAAUAAGGGCGAUGGCAGCGGUGAGUCCACAACGGACACGCCCCGGCUUUGGGACACCAUCAUCGGGUACGUCUGUGACAACCCCGGCGGCCUGGAUACCCUACUUCGCUUCAGUGCUGAGGAUGUUGCCCGCUGGGUGGCGACUGCACUGGCUGAAGCUGGCAUUCGGCGCGUGAAGUUCCUGGUCUUUGAUAGCAUGUCCAACGACCUUAUGCUAAUACGCGAGACGCUUUCCUCACUCUUCACGUCCUUCGGCACCAAUGCCAAGCACGGCACCGUCGUCGUCGCCUCCAAAGUGAACCUCGCCCCAAACAAGGCCAAGAGGAUCAAUCUCCUGCGUGAGGUCAUGGAAAACCAGGGCAUCAAGGAGCUGGUAGAAUGGCAUGGCCCGGACUUGCAUCAGCAAAGCCUGGAGGACCUACGUGCGUCGCUGGGGCGUGUGCCCAGCAUUCCCAUCGCGGCCCUGGACGAUCUAUGGGAGCGGCAGGAGCGCCGUGCGAAGGAGCUUUUCGACGAUCAGCUGCCGAGAUGGGAGCAGGUGGAAAUGGAGUUUGCAGAGGACUACCUCGAGAACCAAACAGUGGAAGAGCCUUAUGAGAUUCCGUACACAGAGGAGGAGCCUUAUGAGGAGAAGUACGUCGGCAACAGCGGGCGACAGCCCACUGCAGUGAUGGUGUGGCAGAUGAGGCACGUUGGUGACGUCCGACGUGACAGCCUUGCCCUCUCUUGGCUGGCUAUCACGCGACGUUGUGCAAGAGCAAGCCUUGCCAAAGAAUUGUCAACGCAGCGAUGGCCUUUCGCUUAUGUCGAGGCCGACCCUAUGUAUUUGGUCGACCGUGUCCUCCACAGGCAGGCAGGACACGACGUAUGCCAAACAGGCUCGGCGCUCACCAGUGACGUUGACGACAGAGCAAGAGCCAUUGACACGAUCCUGAAGGAAGGCGUCGUGAUUGAUGGUGAAGUCAGAAAGCUUGACCCGGCUUGGCAGAGUCCUCUUGUUGAGCGUGACAUCAGGCGCACGCCGGGCCAGACCCAGAGCCGAAGGUCCGGAGACAAUGGCCGCAAGGAGGCAGUUAUCUCAUUGUUUCAGGUGUCUCGCGUUUCUGCGAGAGGACUGCAGGGCUCCGGGAAGGAGUUCGUCCACGGCGAGCAGAACUACGGGGUGCAGCUUCUGGACGACUACGUGGCGCAGCAGAGCCGACACGUGGCCGCGAAGGACGCGGCCUCGCCACACCACGCGAGGACUGGCGGGAAGCGGCUGGCCUGGGCUAGCAAAGUGCCUGAGCACUUUUUGUUGGCAGACGACUUCAUCAAACCCUUCCGUGAUAUGGAGGGGGCUCCAGUCUCCGAGAGCCAAAGCCCACCCAUGGAAAGUGGUCAUUUCACAGGAGCUAUCCUUGCAGAGGUCAGCGCCUAUCGCCAUCGGGAACAUAGCGGCUGGACUGCUGCUGACAUCCGCCACUGGAGCGCAGUCCUCCUCGCAGGACCGGUUGACUGCCCACGGAACCUGAUGCUCAAAGACCACAGCGGCCAGUAUCCCGACGAGUUCCACAUCUAUCACGAUGGUGAGCAGAUCUGUGCACGGCGGACUGACACGGACGCCGGCUGGGGCAUCAACGUGGCAGUGGUGUGCGGGGCUUACGAUCGCGAA